This is a messenger RNA of Trichomycterus rosablanca, 3460 nucleotides long. It is a transcript of the gene txlna, whose product is annotated as taxilin alpha. The record is from RefSeq and is a predicted model, not a curated record. The transcript has 11 exons. NCBI's taxonomy places the organism in Eukaryota, Metazoa, Chordata, Actinopteri, Siluriformes, Trichomycteridae. Bases 86 to 1660 code for a protein of 524 amino acids. Gene Ontology annotation, molecular function: syntaxin binding.
GCUUCCGCUGCCAGGGCAAACACCAAACAGGACUGACUGCUAACAGCUGAAUAUUUUCUGGAGGAGUCGGGAAUUCCGAGUGAUAAUGAAAAGGCAAGACACUGAGGACCAAGUCAUGGACAACAGUGGAGGCUCCAGUGCAGAGGGAACAUUAGCAAGUCCCGCUUCUCCUGAGGGAACCGAGAGCCCAAAAGAAGGAGCCGCACAGGCCGACAGCGCUCCAGCUACUAAAUCCAAGGCAGAUGAGGCUUCAGCAGAAGCUGGAUCUCAGUCUACAUCUCGUGACAUGGCCGAGGAGCUAAGCAGACAGCUGGAGGACAUCCUCAACACGUACUGUCAUGAGGAUGCCGGUGAAGACCCGGCUGUGCCGAACGGCCAGCCAGAUGGUGCUGAGGUCAACGGGCUGGUGAAGAGGGAGGACAGCAAGUCUGAAGAUGCCAGAUUAAACGGCAACGGUAGCACAGAGAAAGACCAGAAGAAGCAGCAGGAGAAGAAGAAAGUUAAAGGGCUUGGGAAGGAAAUAACACUUCUCAUGCAGACUCUGAAUACGCUGAGCACCCCAGAGGAAAAACUAGCUGGCCUGUGCAAGAAGUACGCCGAGCUGCUUGAGGAGCACCGUAACUCUCAGAAGCAGAUGCAAGCCCUGCAGAAGAAGCAGGCCCAGCUGAUUCAGGAGAAGGACCAGCUGAGAAACGAGCACAGCAAAGCCAUCCUGGCACGCAGCAAGCUGGAGAGCCUGUGCCGUGAGCUGCAGAGACACAACCGCACGCUCAAGGAGGAGGGGGUGCAGCGUGCUCGGCAGGAGGAGGAAAAGAGGAAGGAGGUGACGUCCCACUUUCAGCUGACGCUGAACGACAUCCAGGCGCAGAUGGAGCAGCACAACGAGCGCAACGGCAAUUUACGGCAGGAGAACGUGGAACUGGCCGAGAAGCUCAAGAAGCUCAUCGAGCAGUACGAGCUACGGGAGGAGCACAUAGACAAAGUGUUUAAGCACAAAGACCUGCAGCAGCAGCUGGUGGAUGCAAAGCUUCAUCAGGCUCAGGCUCUGCUGAAGGACUCCGAGGAUCGACACCAGAAAGAGAAAGAGUUUCUACUGAAAGAGGCGGUGGAAGCACAGAGGAUGUAUGAACUCAUGAAGCAGCAGGAAGUUCAUCUAAAACAACAGUUGUCUUUAUACACAGAGAAGUUUGAAGAGUUUCAGAACACGCUGUCCAAAAGCAACGAGGUGUUCACGACCUUUAAACAGGAGAUGGAGAAGAUGACAAAGAAGAUUAAGAAGCUGGAGAAGGAGACGACUAUGUACAGAUCCCGAUGGGAGAGCAGUAACAAAGCCCUGCUGGAGAUGGCAGAAGAGAAAACUCUUCGUGAUAAGGAGCUGGAGGGCUUGCAGGUGAAGGUUCAGAGGCUGGAGAAGCUGUGUCGCGCCCUGCAGAUCGAACGCAACGAGCUGAGCAAGAAGGUUCAGGACCUCAGCAGCGCGGUGGACGGACGGAGCUCAGAAGCCGAGACCGAGUCCCAACAAGACUCAGCGGAGGGUAGCCCCGUCCACCGGAACAGCCCCGAUUCAGAGACUCUGACCGCUCCUCAAUCUCAGGCGUGUCACUGCAGCGCGCCGGUGGAGGCCGAGUCUCAGGGGGAGGCGUGUUCAGCCCAGGACUGAGGUAACACCUCGGCCCCCCCACGUCAACGAAAUCCCCUCACAAUCUCCCCCCAGCUCUCCCUCUCCGAGCAGGAUCCUGAAUUUCUGAGGCGUUCCGUUUUGUCAGGGAAGAUUGUGCCUUCAAGAUGCUGCGAUGUUUGUUGUUUUUGUUUUACUUUCAGUUUCUGUUUGUGUGAAAAAGCUCUCGGCUUAUUACUGUACCGCUGCUGGAACGUAAAAACCCAAGUGCUGCGGUUUAGUCCCUAGCUCUGGUUUAGUCUUUUGAGCUUGGAUAAUUGAUAUAAAACCCAGACAAGUAACCAGAUCAUUCAUGUACAUUCGAUUUUUAUUAAACCACUUUUUUUUGUUAACUAAAAUGAAAGGUGGGCGGAGCAUAAUAGACUGCGCCACCUGGAUUGUGCAUAUAAACAUUCCAUAUUCCAUAAGGUGCCCUAAACCAGAUUGGCAAACGUGUGUGACGUGAUUUAAGAACAGGCUGUAGUUUGAGGUGUGUGUAUCUAUGGGAAAGGUUUAGGUUGGGUGCGUUGGCCCUCUAGUUUCAGUGCAAAAACACCCAAAAUAUUCAUUCUAUAGUAUUUUAAUGGUUUCUGCAGUUCUUCGUUUGGUGCUUUUUGGUCUUUUAUACGUUUGUGGGUUUUGCUGGGUCAAAAGUAUACAAACAGCGGCUUAGAUUAUUUAUCCGGUCAUUAGAAAGUUUUAUCAGGGCAUCAAACUUUGUAGCAUGGCUUUUUAAGUCCACACUAGUGAGAGAGGCAGAUUUCAAUUGCUGAUUUUGCUGUGCCCAUAUAAAUAGGGCUAGUUUGUACAUCAAACGGUGGUCGCCUGCUAUGGUUGGAAAGAAAUCCCAACUGUCACCACAUGCUGAGUGAUAAUUCGUCAGGGUAGCUAGCAGCGGAAGACAAAAUUGAGUGUGCUAAAUCGGGAGGAAAAUGCAUAAAAAAUAAUAAUAAAAACUAUUGUAUGGAGCUGAGGGGGAAAAAUGUAUCAGGACAUUCGUAGAUCCGUAAAUAUCAUGGCUGCAUGUUUGAUCCUGUUAGCGUUUCUCAUUAAAACAGAAUUUGUGUAGUUUCAUUUUCAGUUGGUUGAUCCUGGGCCUAAAAACAACAGAGUUGAUCUCACCAGAAAUGGCUUUGGUUUUUGUUUCCUUUCAUCAGCAGGGCGUUGGGUAGUGAGUUUGGUAAGCUGCGUUCUCGAAAACAUUCCCAAAAGACGGCGUGCGCUUCAGGAGGUUGUGACCACUGGCUUUUACUUUCAUUUAUCUUUGUUUAAUCAUGCAUAUCCUCAUAAUGGACCAUGAUGUUGCUAAAAGCUGUACUGUGUCCUAACAUGAUUGUAUAAAGGAAGCUAAAUAUAACAUUGCGAAAUAUUUAAUUUUCUACACAUAUCCAGUUUGCUGUGUUAAAUAAAGAGAUAUUAAAAUGAUAAACUAUGCAAUUCUAGUGCCGUUCAUAUUUGUCAUUAUGAAAAAAUCUACAUGUAUGCAUUAUAAUUUACAUAAUGUUUCAUUUACGAUACGUUUCUUUUUAACCUUAAUCAUUAACCUGAACACUAAAUUUCUUUCAUUUUUUUUUAAAUUCUGAAAUUACAAUUUGCAGCAAUGUUCUGGGUUUGUUACUAUUAUUAUUAUUUUCAUUAUUAUUUAUUUCACACAAUAACUGCACCUCUGCUUUCACCUGCUCCCACAGCUCACUUCCUCCGGACACAGCCACUGUUAUUAACGGUACCAAAGAUCUUUCUGUUGCUAUUAUUUUCCCCCCCAUUCUGUAAACUCUAGUUUCACAUUAAAGAAAUUUAACUGAA